UUAAUACCAUCAGUAAAUUUCUUGUUAUACUUAGAUAUGGCAUUGUCGUGGGAAGAACUUAACCGACGUCUGCAGUUGCAUGGUUUGCAAUCGAUCGAUGUGACUACCCCAAGUAAGGUAGCUGGAGAUUUAGAAACUAAUGUAGCACAAAAGGUGAUUCAAAAGAAUGUGACAAGGCUGAUUCAUGAUUUGGAUCGAAGACAAGACAUAAUCCAGGACCUUGUCAAGAGCAAUGACAUUUUGAAGCAGGAAAGUCGACAAGCAAAAUCUGAAAUUACAGAUUUACGACAGCUUCUCCUCAGUGCUAAGGACAAGAUUCAGGAAAUUGAAGGAGAAAAACAGAGUUUGAAAUCAAGAAUUCUUGUCAGCAGUGAUGGCGGUACAGCCUCAAAGCUAGCUGACAAGGUAGACUGUCUUCAGGUCACAUGUCUUGAACAACAAGAGCAGAUUGGACAACUAAAUAAAAGACUGAAAAAGGUUCUCAAACUAAAAGAACAUGAAAAAAGUGAUAGUCACGAAGAAAAAACUAUUGGAGACAGAAGAAUUAUAGAAUAUCAACGGAAGAUUGAAGAACUUGAAAGUGCCCUGUGUAAGUACAGAGGGUUUGAGGGUUUUACCAUAAUGGCUGUGGUUAACAAAGAGGUAACACUCAUCCUCAAGUCUCUUCGGGCUGAUGUGUACACACUUGAACAAAUUCUUAAAAUAAGAACUCAAAGGAAACAUGCAGAAAAGAUGAAGGAUAGACUGAGACAACUUGAGCUGGCAAUAACUAAAACUUGUGCCCCAGAUGAAGACACACUUGCUGAGCUGCACACCCAGGAAUCCAUUGUGCAGAAUUUGUUUACAGCAUUAAAAGUUGAGGAAGAAAAACAAGCAUUAAUUAAGAUACAUGAACUUAAAAAUGCUGGGAAGAAUAAUAUAAAAUUAAGAAAGUUUGCUGAAGAGGUAAUUUCUCUAAUGCAUGAAGCUGAACCAACAAAGCAAACUGUACCUAAUACACCUAACUCAGUUCAUGAGGCGUGGUGUGAGCGAACAUACAAAAGUGCCUUACCAAAACUGAGAACACUCCUACAAUCAUCCAACAAACCCAGGAAAUUGGACCCAAGCUUACCUGUCGGAAUGAAGAAUGCAUGUCCCAUCGUCGAACAUGUGGAGUAUGCACGUAUCGUUGAGCACCUACAGAAACUCUUUGAUGUUAAAACUAUAGAGGGUGUCUUCCCACGUAUGAAUGAAAUCUACAUGAAGCUUGGUGAAACCCAUAAUGUGAUGCACACAUUAAAAGAGCUUUUAGGACUUAAUGAAAGUAAGAAGUCCACUGCAGUUGUGAAUGCUGUUGGUCGGUUGUGUGAACUUCAGAGGAGUACAACUUAUCAACAACUUAGCCAGCUGCUUCAGGAACAAGACCUUAGCAAUGUCAUCGUUAGACUAAAGGAGUACGAGAGGUUUUUCCCAGCUUUUGAAGCUACCAUGAACAGAUUGAUGGAAACGCUAGGUGUGUCAUCAAUGCAAGAGGUGGUUCCAGCAGUACAAGCCCUGAAGCUUCUUGCACCUUGAUGAUGCCUUGUUAGCAGUGGCAUAUCUAAAGGGAAAAGGAAGUCUGCACACACCCCCAAGAAAACUUGCACAUCCUCAGUUGUCCCUCCACUAGAAAUUUCCUGUGUAAAAACAAUUACGCUUUAAGCAGUUCACCUUGUACAGUAUUUCGCCAGGGCCUCCAAAAGUGGCUCUGGGCCCUAGGGGCAGUGAAGCUGCCAGGGCCCUAAGAGCACAGUAAGUGGCUGGCGGAUGCACCCAGCAGGGUCCAGGGUCAGAAGCUACGGCAUUUUAUGUAAUUAGAUGUCUAGUUCAGACCAUUAGACAUAAGAACAGAGAGUAGAUGAUGUCAUCAUCUUGAAAAAUCCAUUAUGUAAGUAGAAUAUAAACUCAUUUAGGCAAGUUGAUCAAAAGAAAUUCAAUUAAACCAAUGAUAAAAGAUAAAAAUGAAAUUGUUCGAGGGUGCACUUCAUAUCUGAGACAACUAUAUAUAUAGAUGUCUCAGAGUAUAUAUGUACUAGAUAAUUACCAUAUUGACUAUGUGAAUGUUGUUCAAAACAUUUUUUCCCAUUAUAUUUUUAAUUGUUUUGUCCAGUGGGCCCUCUCUGAUCCCCCUCCCCUUUCUUGGUGGUAGUGCACAGUAUUUCACCAGAGUAUAAAACUGCAAGAGGUCCGACUGCUAUGAUUUUGUAUGCAUCCAAUGGAACGUUAAAAAAGUACUGCCACAAAAUAAGGGUGCUCUAUUCGAAUUUGAAUAGAGUUCGAAACUCGAACAUGCAUGCAGCACACAUUCGAUCAUCGAAAAUCUUUUAAGGCAAUGAAACCACGACAGUUGGACCUCUUGCAGUUUUAUACUCUUUGAUUUAACUAACUAGCACUCUAUUACACCCAUAUUUAUCUUGCUUCUUAAGAUCAGUUCUCACAAAAAAUAAAUUCUGUAUGUGCCAAAAAGUAGUUUGUCUUGCAAACAAAAAUUAUCUAGUUUCAUAUUGUACUAAUUAAUACCAUUUUAAAGUUAGACAGUAUUUUGAUAUGAUCAAAUUUGGCUUGAUAUUUUUUUUACACCAGUUUUGUACAAUUAACAUAAAAGUCUAAAAUUCUAUACACUUGGAUGGAAAGCAUCUGGCACUCCAAUCGGUUUAGUAUUGUACUUGAUAAUGUAAGGAACAAGUGUUUUAUAUUUAGAAUUUUACAGUUAAGGAAUAAACAAAUGUUGAAUUCUGAA
Molecule: messenger RNA, 2758 nt
Organism: Anneissia japonica
Lineage: Eukaryota; Metazoa; Echinodermata; Crinoidea; Comatulida; Comatulidae
Product: centrosomal protein of 70 kDa-like
Exons: 14
Coding region: 37-1554 (505 amino acids)
Biological process (GO): cilium assembly; regulation of microtubule cytoskeleton organization
Cellular component (GO): centrosome
Molecular function (GO): gamma-tubulin binding
Source: RefSeq, a predicted model, not a curated record